This is a messenger RNA of Varroa destructor (honeybee mite), 2749 nucleotides long. RefSeq lists its product as uncharacterized. NCBI's taxonomy places the organism in Eukaryota, Metazoa, Arthropoda, Arachnida, Mesostigmata, Varroidae. The record is from RefSeq and is a predicted model, not a curated record.
UGAUCGUACUUUCUGCAGUGUCCGCGGCAGCAGCAGCAGCGACGCUUGCGCUUGGUAUCGAAACGAGGCGGUACAAGUAAUGCAGCGGCCAGCAUCGCUAGUGAUAGCGGCGGCAAUAACAAACUGUUAACUUCCAGAAUUCGGAAGGGAAUUUUGCUAGCGCGCGGACGCGCUGUCUCUUCGAUGCUAUCUGGUACGAACGCCAACCAGUCAGCUCACGAGAUAUGCGUGUGCAGUAAAGGACUCUAAAGCGGAAAAAUAGGUGUGAUGUGGACAAAAGUGGAACAAAGGCCAAAAAAAGUAGUUUUGACGGGAACGGCCAUUUCGACCGGCAAUCUCAAUGGGUGGUACUCUAUACAGUUUGUGCGACAGGUUUCGUGAUUCGAUGGAUUAGCACUAUAAAGGCUAUCCCUCCCCUCACCUUGGGAGUGGUGGGAAUAAUUGGGCAUAUGCUCCCACACACAUUCGGACACCCUGUUUUACUGGAUGUAUUGAGUUCACUGUAGAGUAACGCAGGGAUGCCAGUGCGACGAGCUCGCUUUAUUUCGACGACAUUUAGUGACAGCAUCAGUGAGUCGGCGGCUAAGCUAUGCUACGUUUCAAGUUUAAGGAGAUUUUCCGUCAUGGAUCGAAGGACGUAUCUCCAACAGUUCGCCGAGAUCGUUCGCGAAGUGAAGAACGGGCCAGAAAUCCGGCCUGCAAAAUGUUACCUGGUGCCUUUCCUUCGGAGUGCUUGAGUAACGGAAGUGUCGGCGGAAGCAGGACCGUAGCUGUGAGAAUACAAAGAAAUCAAAGUGAGUUUAGUAACAAAGACCACAGCCAAUGUUCGUCGCCUAGUGGAGUUAAGUCCCCCCUUUUACAGUGUACUGAAAAGCUGGAUUGUAUGCGCUCCGAACAGUCGAAAGAAGAUAAAGGUAACGGAUGUGAUACAGCUGAAAUGACUUUCUUAUCGGACAAAAAGUCAACCGAUGAUAAUCUUAGCAUCGGCACGUACAUCCUACCCAGCCGAAGGCAAAAGGAAUCAGAAAAAGGUGCUGCUAAGGACAAUAACGGUCGACGACGCCAGGACACUAAUGGUAGCCUCAAUAGCGGGCCACCCGGGAGCCCCAUUAGCGAUCGCGAUGAAUCUUAUUGCUAUGAACCAUCAUCAGCAGCAAAUGGAGGCUCCAAAAAAGUUGAUGAAUCAAAGGCGCCUCCGUCUGCCACAAUUACGCCCGCGCCCGGCCUGCCGGCACGCAGUAUCUCUGCCGACUCGAAUCGAAAGAAUAGCUCAAAAGCAAACUGUCACAGCGAUGAGUCGCUUUUACCGAUGAGCUGUAAGCAACGGCAGGAUAUUCACGCUAUCCAGAUUCCGCUAGUGACCCAACGAGCGAACCAAGAACGGCGAAAAGCCAAGGAAAAGGAAGAUAAAAAAAAAAACAAUUUUUUCAAAGAAAUUGCACAACGUCUUAAAGAGCGCACGAUUAGUAAGCGAAACCAUGGAAGCCUGACGUUAACGAGGCACCGAAAACGGAACGGCUCGAUUGGGUGUGAGUCGACGAAGUCGAUAGCGUUCACGCGGCCUCUACUGCACGAAGUUUUCGUUAAUGAGUCGCGGAGGGUGGCGGGAGAAGCGGGGGCAGCGGCGGCCUGUGGCAGCGACAGCGGUAUGCACACACCCCAUAGCUUUAGUGACAGUCACCUCGAUCAGCAUAAUGAUGAUUCCGUCUAUAGUCACCGCUUUUGCACUUCCGCCGACUCGAUAUCGGACGUUUCUAGUCAUGAUGAGGGGCUGGCACGUUGUCAGGACAACCGCCAUGGAACAAGUCUCAAUCUCGAAUCUGAGACCGCGUCUCCCCAUAAUGGCUUGCCGCUACAGAGAAAUAGCCAAUAUAAUCCGAACUAUGAGAGCGUAUAUAAAACGCGUAGCCUAGAAACUAUCGUUGGUUUCCCACAGCGACGUCUCGGUGUCGAUCGAAAACACUACUCAGAAAUUCCUACUUUAUUAGAAGGUCUCAUCCUAGGCGGAAUUCCCUCGCCAGUCGCCGAAGAGCGUACAUCAAAAUCAUCGAUAUUCAUUGAUAAAAAGGAUUCGUUCGAUUUCGGUCGAGAUUCGCAAAGUUCUACACCUUACAUGGAUCCGAAUGAUGAUGACGACGUUUUAGAGAAUGACGCCUGGCCAAUGAUACCUGUUGCAACAACGUUCAUAGUGCCAGACACCGUUGAUGACACUGUGCUCAACCAUCGUCGAACUUCAAAUGUCGUGAGAUUACUGCCUUCUAACAGACACUCGGCUGGUGAACGCGCACAAAGAACUCGGUCACGUACCCUUGAUAUAUCGAGCCCGUUUAAUCCGAUUCACGUUGUAGGCACACACAGACCUUCAAGCAUGCUUUCGACGGAGGAAAACAUGCGAAGGUAUCGAGAAAUUUUCGGUUCUGUUCCCGCCGUCAACAACAUCGUAGGCGGCAUCGGGGGGGGAGGAGGAGGAGGAGGAGGAGGAGGAGGAGGAGGAAAACGUACAAGAGCGGGAUCAGCAACAUCUAAUAGUAACAAUCGAGCACACCGCUGGCUUAAGUUAUUUCCCAUGCGUAAGGCCAUGUCUGAGGAAACAACUGCAGGUGCUCGUAACUGGGAAGAACUAUUUCCUACGAAACUUGGGGUACAACCCCUUACACAGCACAGCGUUCACAGUCCACAGCAGCAGAAUCACGGUAGCAGUACGCUCCACAAAACUUCGUGUAUGUCGAUUAACGUAUUUCACUUCUAA